UCUCCGGAAGUGGCUGUUGGCCACUGCAGGGCAACACCCCGGCGUCCCUGGAAGCGGGGAGCCGGGGUGGUGCUGGGGACGCUGCGCGCCGCCGGGAGCCUUCUCCCGGAGCCUCCUGGGGGGGAGGACAGGCGUUUGAGCCCAGACUGAUCAUGGCUGGAAGACCCGUCCGUAUAGGAGACCAGCUGGUUCUGGAGGAAGAUUACGAUGAGACCUACAUCCCCAGCGAGCAAGAAAUUCUUGAAUUUGCCCGAGAGAUUGGUAUUGAUCCCAUCAAGGAACCGGAGCUGAUGUGGCUGGCCCGGGAGGGCAUUGUGGCCCCACUUCCUGUGGAGUGGAAGCCGUGCCAGGAUAUCACAGGGGACAUUUACUAUUUCAACUUUGCCAACGGGCAGUCCAUGUGGGACCAUCCGUGCGAUGAGCACUAUCGGAGUUUGGUGACCCAAGAGCGAGCGAAGCUGUCUGCUCCUGGGGCCACUAAGAAGAAAGACAAGAAAAAGAAAAAGGAAAAGAAAGACAAGAAGGACAAAGAGACGUCCAAAAGCCCCCUGGAAACACAGCCCAAGCAGGGAUUUCUGCCUGCUUCCUCCUUUCUCCGUGGCCCACCUCCUCUCCCAGCACCCGGGCUCGCUGAGCUGGAUCUAGACCAAGAGCUGCAGGCUAGAAGCGAGGGCUCCUUUAAGAAAGGGAAGAGCCUGUGCAUGCCAGGUGACACUCCCUGGCCUCUCGUGGGCACCCUGCCCAGCAAACUACAGCCACUCUCCAAAGGCCAGCCUUCCCGAACCCACCAGAUCUUUGAUGACGUGGAGAAAAUCUUAGGCAGGGCCCCAGCACAAUGCAGGACAGCAUUAGGUGAUCAGCAGGGUCUGGAGAAAUCCCAGAAGCUGACAGAGAAAAUCCACCUGGGGUUUUCAGACCCUGAAGUAGAAGAGCCGGAAGAAAGGAGCCGCGAGCAGAAGCCCGGUGCCCUGGGCGCUGAGAACACUGGGCCCCUGCUGAGCAGGGCCCUCAGCUGA
Messenger RNA from Manis pentadactyla (Chinese pangolin), 1016 nucleotides. RefSeq names its product centrosomal protein of 164 kDa-like. NCBI's taxonomy places the organism in Eukaryota, Metazoa, Chordata, Mammalia, Pholidota, Manidae. The transcript is spliced from 6 exons. Gene Ontology annotation, molecular function: protein binding. The record is from RefSeq and is a predicted model, not a curated record. Bases 153 to 1016 code for a protein of 287 amino acids.